AUGAUGACUAAAAUGUUAACAAUUAUAUUCAGUGUGUUAAUUGUGUUAUGCUCCAGUUCUCCUGAAUGUGGCCCCAAUUAUUUCGAGGGUGACAAAUGGUUUGAUGGGUGUAAUUGGUGUACGUGUACGGAUAAUAAAGAGAAGUGUACUAACGCAACGUGUACGGAGUAUCAAGAUGAACUGGACAAUUCCCCCUGUCAAAAACUUGGUGAAUCGUGGCGAGACGGCUGUUAUCACUGUCGUUGUCUACCGGAUGGAAUUCGAUGUCGAGCGAAUAAGCGAUGUGUGCAUGCUCUAAAAUCUGACGAUUUGAAUUGCCCAGUCGAUGGAUUGUGUGUUUGUGGUUUAGACGGGGUUCCGUCUUGUAACGAACAAAUCAUGUCUCGGUUUUCCUUUAAAAAUGUACCCGAACUUGGCCCGGACACGUCAAGCGAUAAAAAACUGAUCCUGAGUUCGAAAGGUGAAAAUACAUUGAGGCUAAAUCCGGACGAGGCGGAAACUGAUUUAGGUGACAAGGAUUUGCACCUUAUACCCACUGACGAUAAAUUAUGUCAUCUCGGUCCACGCUGGUAUGGGGGCGGCCUCCGGUGUUAUUGCGACCCACAGAACGGUGUCGCUUGUGGUAAUCCGAGAUUUAUAGCUAGGAAAGUCGAUGGAUUUAAGAUACGCAGUAAAAAAUGUAGAGUGNGUAAAAUCUGGGAAGAACGCUGUAGAAUCUGCACGUGUAAAAAAUCUGGAUUAUCAUUGUGUCGGAUUGAUCGAGAGUGUACCAAAAAUAAAAAUAUACGACAUUCUGUUAAAAGUAUAGUG
Molecule: messenger RNA, 810 nt
Organism: Lottia gigantea (owl limpet)
Lineage: Eukaryota; Metazoa; Mollusca; Gastropoda; Lottiidae
Exons: 1
Source: RefSeq, a predicted model, not a curated record